UAGAGGAACAGAGGAAUGCCCCUUCUGUAAAGCUAGACAAUGAACAAUGAAAGCAGGACAUUAUUGCAUAAAAUGGAAGCUUGCUACAUCCUUAUUUAUCUUUGCUGUUACUGUAUUGUCUAUGCUUUUCAAUCUUUCAGUCAGAACUUACCUUAUUCAUGAAAGGAGCUACAAAACUGUAUAUACAGACUACAGAACCACUUUGAAUUCAGAUGACCUAAAAACCUUGUCAGUAAUAGAAGAUAUUAGAAAGGAUGAAGGUAUGUGGAUUGUAAACUCACAGGGGCGAUUGGGUAACCAAAUGGGGGAAUAUGCAACUUUAUUUGCUCUAGCAAAAUUAAACAGACGUCGAGCUUAUAUACUACCAGAAAUGUAUAACUAUUUGGCUCCUGUUUUCAGGAUAACAUUGCCAACACUUAAAAGGGAAGAAGCCAACAGGAUUUCCUGGACUAACUACUGGCUUCAUGAUUGGAUGGCUCCAGAAUAUGCUAAUAUAAAUGGUAAAUAUGUUCAAUUAACUGGGUACCCCUGCUCAUGGACUUUUUUUCACCAUAUCAGAGAUGAGAUCAGACAGGAGUUCCGUAUGCAUGAUCACCUAAAUGAAGAAGCUGAAAGAUAUCUUCAGAAAAUUAAAGGGGAUCGUAAAAAUACUACUUUUAUUGCUGUCCAUGUUCGGAGAGGAGACUAUGUCCGAGUUAUGCCCAAAACCUGGAAAGGAGUGAUAGCUGACAAGGCAUACUUUGAGAAGGCUAUGGCUUACUUUCGAAAUAAAUACCAGGAGCCUGUUUUUGUUGUGUCUAGCAAUGGGAUUGACUGGUGUAAAGAAAACAUUAAUGCUUCCAUGGGUGAUGUAUACUUUUCGGGUGAUGGAAGUGAAGGUUCUCCUGGGCAUGACUUUGCUAUUCUUGUCCAUUGCAAUCAUACCAUUUUAACUGUUGGGACUUUUGGUUUCUGGGUUGCUUACUUGGUUGGUGGGGAAGCUAUCUACCUCAGUAAUUUUACCCUUCCUGAGUCUGAGUUUCGCAAACUCUAUAAGGAAGAAGCUGCCAAUCUUCCUGAAUGGAUGGGUAUUAAAGCUGACCUAUCACCUCUUCUUAACCAUCACUGACCAUGAACUGCAGGUAAAACAAUUUACACUUUGUUGUAAUGCAAAAAAAUGUGUAUAUACAAACAACAUACCUCUCAAUCUCUUAGUGCAAGAAUUCUAGACAAAGCUAAAAAUAAAGUGAGAGACAAAUUUUAAAUAUUGCUUGUAUAAACUUUGAAAGUUGAUAGAAUAACAUGUUUUGCUUUAGUAUACAUUUCCUGAAGGAAACACAGUCUGAAACCCAUACAUAUGCCAUUAUUUAGUGUUUUCAAUCCUGAAUAAUUUUGUUAGAGAUUAUGAAUAUAAGGCUGAACUUAAUUCUGUUGUAAAUAUGCUAAAAGACAAAGCAUAUAAUAAAAAAUUUGCUUGAGUAUAUGUAUAGAGUUUAGCAAUGUAAAAUGGACAUUCAUAUUAUAUGUAUCUUCACAGCAUCAGAAAAAAGCCUAACAAAGCAAUACUGGAAAGCAAGUAUCACAUGCUUUUCUUAUGUUUACAGAACAGAUAUCUAAACUCAGCAAUAUGUGAUGUUUUUUCAAUAGGAACAGAACAGAUGUUUCCUUUCAUACUUCUGUUAUUC
Molecule: messenger RNA, 1664 nt
Organism: Protopterus annectens (West African lungfish)
Lineage: Eukaryota; Metazoa; Chordata; Ceratodontiformes; Protopteridae
Product: galactoside alpha-(1,2)-fucosyltransferase 2-like
Exons: 1
Coding region: 47-1108 (353 amino acids)
Biological process (GO): carbohydrate metabolic process
Cellular component (GO): membrane
Molecular function (GO): galactoside 2-alpha-L-fucosyltransferase activity
Source: RefSeq, a predicted model, not a curated record